This is a messenger RNA of Oxyura jamaicensis (ruddy duck), 2386 nucleotides long. It is a transcript of the gene B4GALT2, whose product is annotated as beta-1,4-galactosyltransferase 2. The record is from RefSeq and is a predicted model, not a curated record. NCBI's taxonomy places the organism in Eukaryota, Metazoa, Chordata, Aves, Anseriformes, Anatidae. Gene Ontology annotation, biological process: carbohydrate metabolic process. The coding region runs from base 154 to 1275 and encodes 373 amino acids. Gene Ontology annotation, molecular function: glycosyltransferase activity. The transcript has 7 exons.
GGUGGCGGAGGCGGUGGGGGCCGCUGACCGCGCCGGGCCGGCGGGGCUGAAGCGAGGCCCCGGCCCCGGCCGCCGUGGGUGAGAUCGGGACCGUGGCUGGAGCCGCCCCUCUGCCCCGCUGAGCGCACAUGUCCGCCUGCCCGUGCCCGGAAGAUGACCAGGCUGCUCUUGGGGGUGACCCUGGAAAGGAUUUGCAAGGCCGUGCUGCUGCUCUGCCUGCUCCACUUUGUCAUCAUCAUGAUCCUCUACUUCGACGUCUACGCGCAGCACCUGGACUUCUUCAGCCGCUUCAACGCCAGGAACGCCUCGCGCGCUCACCCCUUCUCCAACUCCUCCCGGCCCAACAGCACGGCCCCCAGCUACGGGCCAGCCGGCGCUGAGCCCCCGUCCCCCAGCGCCAAGCCCAGCACCAACCGCUCCGUCACCGAGAAGCCCUUGCAGCCCUGCCAGGAGACGCCCCCCGGCUUAGUCGGACGCCUGCUCAUCGAGUUCAGCUCCCCCAUGAGCAUGGAGCGGGUGCAGCGGGAGAACCCCGACGUGCGCCAGGGCGGCAAGUACACCCCCCCGGACUGCUUGCCCCGGCAGAAGGUGGCCAUCCUCAUCCCCUUCCGGCACCGCGAGCACCACCUCAAGUACUGGCUGCACUACCUGCACCCCAUCCUGCGCCGGCAGAAGGUGGCUUACGGCAUCUACAUCAUCAACCAGUACGGCGAGGACACCUUCAACCGGGCCAAGCUGCUCAACGUGGGCUUCCUGGAGGCGCUCAAGGACGACGAGGAGUACGACUGCUUCAUCUUCAGCGACGUGGACCUCAUCCCCAUGGAUGACCGCAACCUGUACCGCUGCUACGAGCAGCCGCGGCACUUUGCCGUUGGCAUGGACAAGUUUGGGUUCAGGCUGCCCUACGCUGGCUACUUCGGUGGUGUCUCUGGGCUGAGCAAAUCCCAGUUCCUGAAGAUCAAUGGUUUUCCCAACGAGUACUGGGGCUGGGGAGGAGAGGACGACGACAUCUUUAACCGGAUCUCCCUGAACGGCAUGAAGGUGUCGAGGCCCGACAUCCGCAUCGGGAGGUACCGCAUGAUCAAGCACGAACGUGACAAACACAACGAGCCCAACCCGCAGAGGUUCACCAAGAUCCAGAACACUAAGAUGACCAUGAAGCGGGACGGGAUCAGCUCGCUGCAGUACCGGCUGGUGGAGGUGUCGCGCGCCCCCAUGUACACCAACAUCACGGUGGAGAUCGGCAGGCCGCCCCCACGCCUGGCCCGGGGCUAGCGCUCGCCCAGCAGGCAGAGCUGUGUGGGGCCAAUGCUCGCGCCCUUGGGCGGCCAGCGGCUCUGCGCCGGGGCUGGCUGGACGCUGUGGAUGUUGCCCCAGCCCCAGGGCAAGGACUGGACGGGGAUGUUUUCUGCCUACUCUGCUGCCUUUCGGAGACGGCUGUGCCCCAGCCCACCCGUUGGUCCUGAGAAUUUCCGCACCCUUUUUGUCCCCCAUCCCCACCAGUGUGUUUCCAAGCCCCCUGCCCCAUACUCAGUGUGUUGGCUGAAGCACCCGUCUGCCCCGUGCGCAGCUCCCAGCACAGGAGGACGGCCCCAGCCCUGGCAACCCCGUGCCCACGCCAGCUCCUGCCUGCACCCCGGGAAGGGAGGAGAUGAGCCCCCGGGGCAGCCCUGCGCCCAGUCCCCACCGGUGCUGCAAGAAGCGGGGUGCAGGCUUCCCCCUUCACCAGUGCUGGAGCUGCCCUGGCUGGAGGGGGGGGCAGCCCCGGCCUCCCCAGCGGGCAGGAUCGGUGCCGCCCACGCAGCUCGGCGUGCAGAAGUGGCUCGCUGUCUUCCUCCGCUUUAGUCUGGUGCUCAGAGCCGGGUCUCAGCUCUGCCAAACAGCGACCUCUGGUUAUUAGCAGAAGCCCCUCGCCGUGCCUCAGUGUCCCUGGGGCUGGUGGCCGUGUCCCCUGCCCUCUCUCUGAAGGCAGAUGCUGUGCGCCUCCUCGUUAAGCCCUUCCUGCUCUGGGGGACGGGUUGACAACAGAGCCCCACGGCCCCUCUUGGCCAGGGGGGCUGCCCCAUGGCUCCCUCCAUCCACGUGCCGUUUGUAGGAGACGGGGACUGGCUCUGCCCUUGCUGCUCUCCAGCUUUACCCCCUCCAGCCCCGAGGCAAGGAGCAGAGGACGGGGCCACGUGGGGCAGGUGCCCUGUCCCUCCCCACGUCCCUCCGUGGGGCUGGGGGCACUGCCACCUCCCCGCAGCCGGCUGGGAGCAGCGGGGCAGCAGGGGCACUGGUGACUUUUGUACAUUUGAAUGUCUGACCCUUUUUUUGAGCGUACGUUGAAUGCAGCAUUCGGUCGUAGAGACCUGGGUUUUUGUAUUUAAUAAAAGUUUCAAAAGUU